CCUUAGGCUGCAGGUGGUUGAGCUUCUCUACGGCGGCCAGGGAGGCGACGAACACGGCGGGCUGGCAGUGCCGGGUGCGGUCCAGCUCGGCCCGCGGCCCCUCCAGGCAGAGCGAAAGCAGGUCGUAGCCCAGCACCUUCUCGGCCAGGCGGUACAUGUCCCGCACGCCGGGGUAGCGCAGCAGCCCGCGGCCCAUCCCCACGAACUGGCUGCCCUGCCCGGGGAACAGCAGCACUGUGCCCUCCCGCGGAGACCGCUGCUCCCGCCUCCCCCCCGCCGCCUCUCCCUCGCCCGGCUCCUCGUCCCCCACCGAGCUCUGCAGCAGCUCGCUCAGGCUCGCCGCCCGUUCCCCACCGCCUCGGAGCGAGCUGCCCCGCCGCCGCGCUGCGUCGCGCAGGACGCCGCGCCCGCUGCAGCCAGCGAGCCGCCAUGUUGUCGCGGCCCGGCUGCCCAUGGCCACCGCCCGCGUUGCCCCGGGAACCGAGCGGCCCCGCCGCCCACUGCUCGACCUGCGCCGCGCCGUUCCGCGGCCCCUCCUCGGGGCGGGCCCCGCUAGCGGGUGGGCCCUCGUUGCAGAGGCGGCGGUGGCGGCGCGAGAGCGGAGCGGAGCAGAGCAGAGAUUCAGUCUCAAUGGAAGUGGUACCAGCCUGGGCCUCAGCUGUUGGCUUCACACUCCUGCCCCAUGCAGGAGGAGUUUUAGGAAGCAAGAUAACCAGAAAGGAAAUCCCAGUGUGGUAUGAAUCUCUGCAGAAGCCAUCCUGGUGUCCCCCUAACUGUGUGUUUGCUCCAGUUUGGGGAGCCCUCUAUACAUCUAUGGGAUACAGCUCCUACCUGGUAUGGAAGGAACUGGGGGGCUUCAGUGAGAAGGCGGUGGUUCCUCUGGGCUUGUAUGCAGGGCAGCUGGCAUUAAACUGGGCAUGGACUCCCAUAUUUUUUGGAGCUCACAAAAUGGGAUGGGGGCUGGUGACUCUCCUGCUCACAACUGGUACAGCAGCAGCUACCACUGCUUCCUGGUAUCACAUCAACAGAACAGCCGCUUAUUUGAUGGUUCCAUAUUUAGCUUGGCUAACCAUGGCUUCUACGCUCAAUUACCGCAUCUGGAAAGACAACCGCAACAAGAAAUCUGAAUAAACAGCAUUCGGCCCCAAAUAUUUUUGGUUUUGCUCCAAGAAUUUUCUAAAGAAAUGUAUGCCUUACUUACUAUUAUUUUUAGCUGAACUAUUUACACUAUGCUAUCAUUUGACACUGCAAUCCUUGUUUUAAACAAACAUGACUCGAGUAGGCAAGUCUCAAAGGUUGCACGAAGUUUCACAGCAGAUUAAAUGAUAGCGGACAUUGGAAGGUACUGGUUUUCAGUCCUGCAGUAUCAUGUUGUAUGUGACAAGCAGCAUUUUAACUACUGCCAGAAAUAAGCACUAACUGCAACUUCAUUCAGAGGAAGAAAUCCAGCUUUUAGAAAGCUGCUCCCUGCAGUCGCAAGCUGUGGUCUGAAUCAAUCAUGCUUACCACUAAGCACGGUGCUUUAUGGUCUCACUGCAGCUGCCAUGUCUUCUGAUUGCUGUACUCUGCGAACGAUUAAGACCAGAUCAUUCUCAUAAUUUGUGCCAUCCCGCUUGGAAGCGCUGUACAGUCUUAAGUGUCAGACAGACAUAUUAAACUGCAUGUAAACUUA
Messenger RNA from Coturnix japonica (Japanese quail), 1672 nucleotides. RefSeq names its product translocator protein (gene TSPO). Lineage: Eukaryota; Metazoa; Chordata; Aves; Galliformes; Phasianidae. Gene Ontology annotation, molecular function: cholesterol binding. The record is from RefSeq and is a predicted model, not a curated record. Gene Ontology annotation, biological process: apoptotic process. Gene Ontology annotation, cellular component: endoplasmic reticulum; membrane.